Molecule: messenger RNA, 1028 nt
Organism: Neurospora tetraspora
Lineage: Eukaryota; Fungi; Ascomycota; Sordariomycetes; Sordariales; Sordariaceae
Product: FAR-17a/AIG1-like protein
Exons: 3
Coding region: 235-936 (233 amino acids)
Cellular component (GO): membrane; endomembrane system
Source: RefSeq, a predicted model, not a curated record
CGGGAGACCGGCACGAUCGGUUAUCGAUCGCCUCACCCCAGCACGUGAAAGCAGGUUUUCUGCGUUUUCCUUCCUGAUCAUUAUUUAGCAUCUGAGACAUGUUUUCUGUCUCUUUUCUUGAACACUUGUACUUCGUCUUUCGCUGAAGACAUUCCUCAAAUAUCGGUUUCGACCCAACUCAUUCUUUAUUCUUCCUUCUACCGUUUCGCAUAUACUCUUCACUACCGCGCAACCAUGUCUAGGCAUCCCUUGCAGCGUGUCGCCUCUCCAUCGCGGAGUCUUUCCGCCCUCAUACACUUACUGGGCAUGGCUUCAUUCAUGGCGAGCUUCAGCUACCUGCGGCUGUUUCCGCGGGAGCUUCACCUCGGGUUUGGAGGAGAGUUCAAGUUCCUGACCAUCAUUGGCCUGGGUCUAGCACUUGUCACGUUUGCAGUUGGCUUGCUUGCGGAUCUGACCCUGAACCCGAGCCUGUUCAGGAUCAAGAAUGUCCUCUCGGUCUGUUCUGCGCCCUUGGCCGUUCUCAUAAGCACCCUUUACUGGGGCAUUUGUGCCAUUAAUAAGAACCUGGUUGUGCCGCCCGACAUGGCCAUUCCCGUUCUCCCAGAUGUAGGAUUCCAUGCCAUGCCGGCCGUCAUGCUGACGCUGGAUUUGAUGCUCCUGAGCCCCCCGUGGACGGUCAGAGGAUACGGUGCCAUGACUAUCAGUAUGACCAUAGCAUUCCUUUACUGGGGCUGGGUUGAACUCUGCUUCUCGAAGAACGGAUGGUAUCCGUACCCGAUUUUCGAAAUUCUCAACACCUGGCAGCGAGUCCUGUUGUUUACCUUUUCGGCGCUGUUGAUGACGGGUAGCACAAUGGCUUUGAAGUGGGUCUAUGGCAAGAUCAACGGCAUCGACAAGUUCAAAAAUGAUGCUUUGCACCCCCUCAAAGACGAGUAGGUAUUGUAAACAGUCGGUUGUCGUUGUGAAGAACAUCCAAAAGCGAGCUCGCCGGUGCCCAGGCGCCGAUAAUCGGACUGAGUGGGUCCUCC